Molecule: messenger RNA, 1698 nt
Organism: Mangifera indica (mango)
Lineage: Eukaryota; Viridiplantae; Streptophyta; Magnoliopsida; Sapindales; Anacardiaceae
Exons: 2
Coding region: 195-1466 (423 amino acids)
Source: RefSeq, a predicted model, not a curated record
AACCACAAGGCGAGAAAGUGAAACGUCAAGACAGGUAAGCCGACAUCCAAUUUAGUCCAGCAAGAUGGAUGUUUCCAAAGCUCAUGAGCUCUCCCGUCUCAUCAACUGACGUACAUUUCGAGCUCCACUCAUCAUUGUUAAAUCCCUUUUAAAAUCCAAUCCAAAAACACACACAGCGAUCACUAAAAUCCCCAAUGGAUCCUUGCCCAUUCGUACGUUUGAUCGUCGAAUCUCUGGCUCUCAAAUUGCCUCUUGCCGCCACCAAGCCAGCCGGUCCAGGGGUUCAUCCAUCUGCCACUCCAUGUUUUUGCAAGCUCAAGAUCAAAUCUUUCCCCUCACAAACUGCGCUUUUGCCGCUCUCCACAUCUUCCAACGAUGUUCCACCUGAAACAUCUAACUCCGCCUUGGGUUUCCACCUCGAUGCCACCGCCAUCCGCCGACUCUCAGCCAAGCCCAUCACUCUUCGCCUCUCCGUCUACACGGGUCGCAUGGGUAGUUCCUGCGGCGUCAAUUCCGGUAAGCUGCUGGGGCGUGGACACGUGAUUAUUGACCUUUCAGGAGCCGAGUCUAAGCCAAUUGUUUUCUUUAAUGGAUGGCUGAAGCUGGGAAGUGAGACUGAAAAACCUUCCCCUCGGCUUCACUUAAUGGUCCGAGCUGAACCAGAUCCUCGAUUUGUUUUUCAGUUCGGCGGUGAACCGGAGUGUAGCCCUGUAGUUUUUCAGAUUCAAGGGAAUAGUAAUAUCAGGCAACCUGUUUUCAGCUGCAAGUUUAGUGCUGAUCGAAACUCAAGAUCCAGAUCUCUGCCAUCAGAUUUCACGAACAAUAACGCCAUUAAUCGAGGAUGGAUGAGGACAUUUUCAGGAGAAAGAGAACGACAAGGAAGAGAGCGAAAAGGAUGGAUGAUAAUGAUCUACGACUUAUCUGGCUCGCCAGUGGCAGCCGCCUCAAUGAUCACCCCAUUUGUCCCUUCACCGGGAUCCGACCGCGUCUCUCGUUCAAACCCAGGCGCAUGGCUGAUCCUCCGCCCCCACGGCGUCUCCGUCAGCAGCUGGAAACCGUGGGGCCGUCUCGAGGCAUGGCGUGAGAGAGGCUCCAUUGAUGGGUUAGGUUACAAGUUUGAGCUGGUAACCGAUAGUGGCCCCAACAGCGGGAUCUCCAUUGCUGAAGCAACAAUGAAUGUGAAAAAGGGGGGACAAUUCUGCAUUGAUAGUAGAAUUAUGAGAGAUUCUUUGGUAAGUUUAAGAUCUCCGGUGAAAGGAUUCGUGAUGGGCUCGACAGUGGAAGGUGAAGGAAAGGUUAGCAAGCCUGUGGUGCAGGUUGGGGUGCAGCACGUGACUUGCACGGCGGAUGCUGCACUGUUUAUAGCUCUCUCAGCCGCCAUUGAUUUGAGCAUGGAUGCUUGCAGAUUUUUCUCGCAUAAACUUAGAAAAGAGCUUUGUCACGAUGAACAAGAUGUCUUCUCUUAAAACCCCGAUUCCUUCUUGUGCAGUGAUAACCAAGCACUAAUGGCUGGAGCAUAGAAGAUAUGUUUUACGCGUUCUUCCUUGAUUUGUUUGUUGAUUUUUUCCCCAGGCUUAGAAGUGUGGCUGCUGAUGGCUUUCUGGAUUCUGGGAGGCUUUUUCCAGUUGAUUAAUUCGCCAUGAUUUUGGUCCUCCAAGUUGAUAUAUAAAUUGAUCAUUUGUUGCUGGUUUUGAUUCA